This is a messenger RNA of Drosophila teissieri, 1331 nucleotides long. It is a transcript of the gene DIP-gamma, whose product is annotated as lachesin. The transcript is spliced from 10 exons. The record is from RefSeq and is a predicted model, not a curated record. Bases 64 to 1305 code for a protein of 413 amino acids. Gene Ontology annotation, cellular component: neuron projection. Lineage: Eukaryota; Metazoa; Arthropoda; Insecta; Diptera; Drosophilidae.
UGCAACUGCAACAGCAGCAACAACGGCCAUAACAACUCCACCAACAACGACAUCAACAACAAUAUGGAGAAGCUGCUGCAAUCGACGCUGUUUGUCAUCCUGAUAAUGGCCACAAAAUGCGGCAGUGGCUCGACCCAGAACCAGCAUCACGAGAGCAAUUCCCAGCUGGAUCCCGAUCCGGAGUUCAUAGGGUUCAUCAACAACGUCACAUAUCCGGCUGGACGCGAGGCCAUCCUGGCCUGCUCGGUGCGCAAUCUGGGCAAGAAUAAGGUGGGUUGGCUGAGGGCCUCCGAUCAGACCGUUUUGGCUCUACAAGGUCGUGUGGUCACCCACAAUGCGCGAAUCAGCGUCAUGCACCAGGAUAUGCACACAUGGAAACUGAAAAUCAGUAAACUGCGGGAAAGUGACCGCGGUUGCUAUAUGUGCCAGAUAAACACGAGUCCCAUGAAGAAGCAAGUGGGCUGCAUCGAUGUGCAGGUACCACCGGAUAUCAUCAACGAAGAGUCCUCCGCCGAUCUGGCCGUCCAGGAGGGCGAGGAUGCCACGCUCACCUGCAAGGCCACGGGGAAUCCCCAGCCCAGAGUCAUUUGGCGCAGGGAAGACGGCGAAAUGAUUCUCAUUCGCAAGCCAGGCAGCAGGGAGCUCAUGAAAGUGGAAUCCUAUAAUGGAUCCUCGCUCAGGCUGCUCCGCCUGGAGAGGCGUCAGAUGGGCGCCUACUUGUGCAUAGCAUCCAACGAUGUUCCACCUGCUGUCAGCAAACGAGUCUCGCUGAGUGUGCAAUUUGCCCCCAUGGUGAGGGCCCCCAGCCAGCUGCUGGGCACGCCCCUGGGCUCGGAUGUGCAGCUGGAAUGCCAGGUGGAGGCCUCGCCGUCGCCCGUCUCCUACUGGCUGAAGGGGGCGCGGACGUCCAACGGAUUCGCCAGCGUCUCCACGGCCAGCCUGGAGUCCGGCUCGCCGGGACCCGAAAUGCUGCUCGACGGGCCCAAGUACGGGAUAACGGAGCGGCGCGAUGGCUAUCGGGGCGUCAUGCUGCUGGUGGUGCGUUCCUUCUCGCCCUCCGAUGUGGGCACCUAUCACUGCGUCAGCACAAACUCGCUGGGCCGUGCCGAGGGCACAUUGCGGUUAUACGAAAUCAAGCUUCAUCCGGGCGCCUCGGCCAGCAACGAUGAUCAUCUGAAUUACAUCGGAGGUCUCGAGGAGGCUGCUCGGAAUGCGGCCAGGAGCAACCAGACGACGUGGCAGCCCCUGCUCGCCAUGCUGAUGCUGCUGUGGAUGAGGCUGAAUCUGGGGGCCGGGGGAGCGUGAUAUCAAAACUGAGAGAAGAAGAGCCG